GUUUUUAUUUUUGUUUUUUGUCUUGUCCAUAUGACGCGUCCAAUAGCACACCUUUUCACGUCCAGAAAAAUUUAUGUUUCCAAUCGAUGGUUGGAAACAUUUCGUGGUACUAGAAUAAAAUGAAAAAUAGGUAGUGGAUGUACUUAAAGCAGCUAGAGUAACUAAAAAAAUUUCUAAUUCUGACCUAAAAAUUAUUUUUUGAACAUUAAAUAAAAUAGGAUUAGUCUAGAAGCCGGACCGAAACGGGAUUCGGUCAGAAAUCUCGGAUACCGAAUCUGAGAUUUUUUAGAGAUAUCGAUCUCGAUUCUCGUACGACCUUCGCAGUCCGGUCUAAGAUUAGUCAAUCUUUAAUUUUAAUAAAAUUCUUUUUAUACAGAAAUCUGGACCAGUAAUUCUCUUUCCAGAGGGAUACUGCACAAACAAUUCACAAGUACUUCAAUUUAGAAAAGCUGUUUUUCAGAAAGAUAUUAUUGUUUAUCCAGUUACAAGAAUCUCGUUAUUGUGAUUCUUAUUGGAAGGAAAAUUAUUUGUUCAUGUUUUUAUUGGGAGUUGUAACCUCAUGGGCAAUUGUCUAUAAUGUUCAUUAUUUACCUCCUCAAAAAUGCCGCCCACAAGAAUCGCCUAUAGAAUUCGCUGCUCGGAUUCAGAGAAUUAUUGCUUCGCUAGUUGGUGUUAGAGCAGCGCCUAGUGAUGGGGAAUUUGGUAAUUUAUAG
Meloidogyne enterolobii is the source of this 713-nucleotide messenger RNA. The record is from the annotation of a GenBank genome assembly. Lineage: Eukaryota; Metazoa; Nematoda; Chromadorea; Rhabditida; Meloidogynidae.